Condylostylus longicornis is the source of this 2341-nucleotide messenger RNA. RefSeq lists its product as uncharacterized. The transcript is spliced from 9 exons. Gene Ontology annotation, cellular component: plasma membrane. NCBI's taxonomy places the organism in Eukaryota, Metazoa, Arthropoda, Insecta, Diptera, Dolichopodidae. The coding region runs from base 1 to 2292 and encodes 763 amino acids. The record is from RefSeq and is a predicted model, not a curated record. Gene Ontology annotation, biological process: iron ion transport. Gene Ontology annotation, molecular function: oxidoreductase activity; copper ion binding.
AUGUCAGCUACUUUAAGCACAAUUUUAAGUCAUGGAGUAUUGAGAAUAAAUGCAAAUAUAGAAGCACUAACAACAGCAGAUUAUGAUAAAACAGAUCAAUCGACGGCAGCAUCAUGGUGGCAAUCACAUGUUGCUGUAACACCAGCACCAGAUACAAAUUAUUUUUCGGCAACACAUGGACUAGUCCAAACACAUCCAUCAUUAAGUGGUGGUAUACCACGUCCAAUACCAUUAACUGAUAAUAGUAUACAUACAUCAUCUAGUGGUAGUAGCAGCAGCAGCAGCAGCAGUAGUAGUAAUAGUAAUAAUAUAAUUGCAAAUUCUAGAAAAAGUUUAUCAAAUGGAAAAUUAGGUAGUGCAUUUGGAUCAACUGUUGUUAAUCCAAAUCCAAAAUCACCAUUUAGACAUUUAGAUUUUUCAACAUCUGCAACAGCUGAAUUAAGAAGAAAUCCAUUAUUAUCGGCACCAGAUGAAUGUGCAAGAGCAUGUCGUGAAGGUGAACCACCAAGAAUAUGUUAUUAUCAUUUUACAUUGGAAUAUUAUACAGUUUUAGGAGCUGCAUGUCAAGUUUGUACACCAAAUGCUACAAAUACUGUAUGGAGUCAUUGUCAAUGUGUUUUAGCUGAUGGUGUUGAACGUGGUAUUUUGACAGCAAAUCGUAUGAUACCUGGUCCAAGUAUACAAGUAUGUGAAAAUGAUAAAGUUGUUGUUGAUGUUGAAAAUCAUAUGGAAGGUAUGGAAGUAACAAUACAUUGGCAUGGUAUAUGGCAACGUGGUUCACAAUAUUAUGAUGGUGCACCAUUUAUAACACAAUGUCCUAUACAACAAGGCAAUACAUUUAGAUAUCAAUGGACUGGUAAUGCUGGUACACAUUUUUGGCAUUCACAUACUGGUUUACAAAAAAUUGAUGGUUUAUAUGGUAGUAUAGUUGUACGUCAGCCACCAUCAAGAGAUCCAAAUUCACAUUUAUAUGAUUUUGAUUUAACAACACAUAUUAUGUUAAUAAGUGAUUGGUUACAUGAAGAUGCUGCUGAACGUUAUCCAGGUCGUUUAGCUGUUAAUACCGGACAAGAUCCUGAAUCAGUAUUAAUAAAUGGUAAAGGACAAUUUAGAGAUCCAAAUACUGGUUUUAUGACAAAUACACCAUUGGAAAUAUUUACAAUAACACCUGGACGUAGAUAUCGUUUUCGUAUGAUAAAUGCAUUUGCAUCAGUAUGCCCAGCACAAGUAACAAUUGAAGGACAUAGUUUAACAGUUAUUGCAACUGAUGGUGAACCAGUACAUCCGGUUCAAGUUAAUACAAUAAUAUCGUUCUCAGGUGAACGUUAUGAUUUUGUAAUCACAGCCGAUCAACCAGUUGGUGCAUAUUGGAUUCAAGUAAGAGGUUUAGGUGAAUGUGGUAUUAGACGUACACAACAAUUGGCUAUUUUAAGAUAUGCUCGUGGACCAUAUCAACCUUCAUCACCAGCACCAACAUAUGAUGUUGGUAUACCACAGGGUGUGGUUAUGAAUCCUUUGGACGCACAAUGUAACCGACAACGUGACGAUGCUAUAUGUGUUAGUCAAUUGAAAAAUGCUCUUGAUAUUGAUCGUGGAAUUUUACAAGAAAAACCAGAUGUUAAAAUUUUCUUACCAUUCCGUUUCUUCUUAUAUCGUCCCGAAGAUUUAUUCUUGCCAAAUACCUAUAAUAGAUUUUUAGUUGCCCCAACCGGAGAUCAUGUAAUUUCAUUAAUUGAUGAAAUAUCAUAUUUAUCGGCUCCAGCACCAUUAACAUCACAAUAUGAUGAUAUUAGUCCUGAACAAUUUUGUAAUGGUGAUAAUAGACCAGCUGAUUGUGGUCCAAAUUGCAUGUGUACACAUAAAAUUGAUAUACCAUUGAAUGCAAUCGUUGAAAUUGUUUUAGUUGAUGAAGUUCAACAACCAAAUCUUAGUCAUCCAUUCCAUUUACAUGGUUAUGCAUUCAGUGUUGUUGGUAUUGGUAGAUCACCAGAUUCAAAUGUUAAAAAAAUUAAUUUAAAACAUGCAUUAGAUUUGGAUAGAAGAGGUCUUUUACAUAGACAAUAUAAUUUACCACCAUCAAAAGAUACAAUUGCUGUACCAAAUAAUGGUUAUGUAGUAUUAAGAUUUAGAGCUGAUAAUCCAGGUUUCUGGUUAUUCCAUUGUCAUUUCUUAUUCCAUAUUGUAAUUGGUAUGAAUUUAAUAUUACAAGUUGGUACUAAUGCUGAUUUACCACCAAUACCACCAGGUUUUCCAACAUGUGGUGAUCAUACACCACCCAUACCUAUAAAUUAAUUUGCACAAUAUUUUAUUUUAUAUAUUUAUUUAUACCUAUAUAAUAAUA